Molecule: messenger RNA, 342 nt
Organism: Cryptomeria japonica (Japanese cedar)
Lineage: Eukaryota; Viridiplantae; Streptophyta; Pinopsida; Cupressales; Cupressaceae
Product: floral homeotic protein APETALA 1 C
Exons: 1
Coding region: 1-342 (113 amino acids)
Biological process (GO): regulation of transcription by RNA polymerase II
Molecular function (GO): protein dimerization activity; DNA-binding transcription factor activity, RNA polymerase II-specific; RNA polymerase II cis-regulatory region sequence-specific DNA binding
Source: RefSeq, a predicted model, not a curated record
AUGGGCAAAAGAAAGCUGAUGGUCGCUUACAGAGCAGACAAACUCAAAAGACAGAAGACGUUUCAUGAUAGAAAAGCGGGGCUUUUCAAGAAAGCUACUAAUAUUUCUGUGCUCUGCGGUUGUAAAGUGUUUGUGAGAAUUAAAUCAGAAGAUGGGGAAAUUUUUGAAUUCGGGGAAGAUUCAAAUUCCCACAAUGGAGCUCUGGUUUCAACUUCUUUUGCUCUUCCUCCCAUUGACAAUGACAGUCAAGAACACCUAACGAAAGAAUCUCUCUCCACAGAGCCACAUGGAAAAUGUAUUGCCGGAGAUGAACAAUCCUUUCUUGGAAAUGGGUGGAGAUAA